CUGGGGAAAAUCAAUUAAUAAGAAACGGAAAAAAAUUGUUGCUCAAAAAAAAAAAGAAACGGAAAAAAUUAGCCACUUGCGCAGCUCUGACUCAGUUUAACUCCGACCUCUCUCUCUCUCUCUCUCUCCCGGCGAUUCUGUUCAGCUCUUGGAAUCGGAACGGCCCAAGCUUUAGACUCGCAGAUUUCUCAAGAUUCGCCUCAAUCUUAGUUUCUCUCUACUUCAGAGCAAGCAGCUCCAUCAUUCGGAUCAUCGAAGGUUCGCUUAGCUUCGCCGAUAGAUAUUCAUGAUGCUAUUGUUGUAAUCAAGAAACUAUGGAGGAUCUUCGGCUAUCACCACUGCGACUAGGCAGCUUCAAGUCGUCACCUCCAAGGGGUUCACCUACAUUCAGGAGAGUACAUUCUGGCAGGACUCCACGUAGAGAGGUCAAAGCUAAUGGCGGAGCUCUUCAGUGGUUCAGAAGUAACCGGCUGCUCUAUUGGCUGCUUUUGAUUACUCUUUGGACCUAUCUUGGAUUCUAUGUUCAGUCUAGAUGGGCGCAUGUUGAUGAUAACAAAGUUGAGUUCUUGCGCUUUGGGGGCAAACUUAGGGAAGAUGUUUUGCAUGUGGAGCAGAAUAAACGAGUGGAUUCGGUUGCUGAUAAGACUACUCAUUUGGUAGUGGAUGGUACUAAUGUAGUACAUGUGGAUGUUAAUAAGAGGAUGCAUGUGUCUCUGGCCAAGAAAGAGGAUGGCACACCUAGGCGAAGCUUGAGUGCCAGGAGGAGGAGGAGGAGAAAGGCUGGUCGUAGCUCACGUAGUAAGACUCAGAAGGUGAGAAAAGUUGUGGAGGACUUGGAUGAGCAAGAUCCAGAGCUUCCAAAGACGAAUGUUACCUACGGUAAGCUUUUUGGUCCUUUUGGGUCACUAGAGGAUAAGAUUCUUGAGUGGAGUCCGCAGAAGCGAUCAGGGACGUGUGACAGGAAGUCAGACUUUAAACGCCUUGUUUGGUCGAGGAGAUUCGUCCUGCUUUUCCAUGAGCUUUCAAUGACCGGUGCUCCAAUCUCGAUGAUGGAGCUGGCUUCCGAGCUUAUGAGCUGUGGCGCAACGGUCUAUGCGGUGGUUCUGAGCAGAAGGGGUGGUUUGUUGCAAGAGCUCAUAAGGAGAAGGAUCAAAGUGGUUGAAGAUAAAGGAGAACUCAGCUUCAAAACCGCCAUGAAAGCAGAUCUUGUCGUUGCAGGAUCAGCUGUUUGUGCUACAUGGAUUGAUCAAUACAUGGAUCACUUUCCAGCUGGUGGAAGUCAAAUAGCUUGGUGGGUAAUGGAGAACCGGAGAGAGUACUUUGAUCGGGCAAAGCCUGUACUUGACCGGGUGAAGCUGCUUAUUUUUCUAUCUGAAGUACAGAGCAAACAGUGGUUAACAUGGUGCGAAGAGGAGCACAUAAAGCUUAGGUCUCAGCCAGUUAUCGUUUCGCUCUCUGUUAAUGAUGAGUUGGCUUUCGUAGCCGGGAUUUCCAGUUCGCUGAAUACUCCAACACUGACCACAGAGAUGAUGAAGGCGAAAAGACAAGCACUACGUGAAUCAGUCAGAAAGGAAUUUGGUUUGACAGAUAAAGAUAUGCUUGUGAUGUCUCUUAGCAGCAUUAAUCCGACGAAAGGACAACUUCUUCUCCUUGAAUCUGCCGCCUUGGCACUAGAAAGAGCAAAUGAACCAGAACAAGUUGCUAAAGGUACUCAGUCCAAAAUCAAGAACCUCAAUGGCAUCAAGAAAGAAAAGAUUAGUCUUUCAGUCAGACAUCGGUUAAGAGGUUCAGCAAGAAAGAUGAAAAUCAAGUCUCGUGUUGUUGAUAAUCCGUCUGUUCUGUCUGCCACCGGUAAAAGGAAGCUGCUGUUCUCUGCCAACGUAACACAGAAACAAGACCUUAAGCUUCUUCUUGGAUCAGUUGGGUCCAAGAGCAACAAAGUUGCAUACGUUAAGGAAAUGUUGAACUUCUUGUCAAAGAACGGAAACUUAUCGAACUCGGUUGUGUGGACUUUAGCGACCACUCGUGUUGCCUCACUAUACUCUGCAGCAGAUGUCUACGUAACAAACUCCCAGGGAAUUGGUGAAACAUUUGGGAGAGUGACUAUCGAAGCAAUGGCUUAUGGUCUUCCGGUGCUUGGAACAGACGCAGGAGGAACAAAGGAGAUAGUGGAGCACAAUGUGACAGGGCUGCUACACCCUGUGGGGAGGCUAGGUAACAAAGUGUUAGCUCAGAAUCUCUUGUUUCUGCUUAGAAACCCAUCUACAAGGCUACAGCUAGGAAGCGAAGGACGUAAGAAGGUUGAGAAGAUGUACAUGAAGCAACACAUGUACAAGAGAUUUGUAGAUGUUCUAGUCAAAUGCAUGAGACCCUAAGUGUGUACUUGCCCUCGUUUAUUUUGCUUUAGUUGUUCAUGAUCCAGGAUAAACAAAACCCAAUUCUUAUCAAAUUCGCUGAUAUUCUUUAGUUAUGUAAGUUUCUGUA
Molecule: messenger RNA, 2484 nt
Organism: Brassica napus (rape)
Lineage: Eukaryota; Viridiplantae; Streptophyta; Magnoliopsida; Brassicales; Brassicaceae
Exons: 6
Coding region: 315-2375 (686 amino acids)
Molecular function (GO): glycosyltransferase activity
Source: RefSeq, a predicted model, not a curated record